AUGAAGCUUAACCUACAAGUUCUAUUCGUCGCUUUAGCAUUGGUCUAUCCUGCUGUUUGUGCACCUGCGGCAAAUAUUCCGAUACCGACUAUAUCGGGGCCCAUCAAGCCGACGUUAACGUCCGUGAAGCCCCCUACAACACCAAUUAAACCAACCACAACGAUAAAGACAACCAUCUCAGUCAAGCCAAGUACGACCGUGAAGCCCACCACCUCCGUAAAGCCUACCACGACUGUGAAGCCUACUACUUCAAUCAAGCCUACUACUUCAGUCAAGCCCACCACUUCAGCUAAGCCUACUACUUCAGUCAAGCCCACCACUUCGGUCAAGCCUACCACCUCGGUCACGCCCACCACUUCGGUUAAACCCACCACUUCUGUUAAGCCCACCACGUCUGCGCCACCGUCUACGACCAAGUCUUCAUCCUCCACCUCAAAAUCUACUGGAUCUUCCUCUUCCUCUUCUUAUAUAUUCCCUACUGUUACGACUCGAUCACUCUCAACGACAACAGUUACCGGAACCCGCACCCUCUCGUUUACCUCCGGCACUCCCAGGGCGACCUUUACGCUGAUUCCGUAG
Psilocybe cubensis is the source of this 579-nucleotide messenger RNA. RefSeq lists its product as uncharacterized. NCBI's taxonomy places the organism in Eukaryota, Fungi, Basidiomycota, Agaricomycetes, Agaricales, Agrocybaceae. The record is from RefSeq and is a predicted model, not a curated record. The transcript is spliced from 2 exons. Bases 1 to 579 code for a protein of 192 amino acids.